Molecule: messenger RNA, 1224 nt
Organism: Melampsora larici-populina 98AG31
Lineage: Eukaryota; Fungi; Basidiomycota; Pucciniomycetes; Pucciniales; Melampsoraceae
Exons: 5
Coding region: 1-1224 (407 amino acids)
Source: RefSeq, a predicted model, not a curated record
AUGGCCGGCAUCAACCCUGAACACCCUUACGCAGACCCAUACAUUUAUGCCAGUUCCGAGGAUCCAGCGGACCCCCAGAUACGGUGCUCUGCAUGCAACAGCCGAACGCUGGCCGACUACCGAGGCCACAUCAAGACAGCCGCACAUCGCAACUCAGUUCAGCGGCUUCUUCAGCGACAGAUUGAUGAUGAAGCCAUGCUGGCCGCCAUCCAAAACCCACCAGUUUCAUCGAUGGAACACCCCCCAAUCGAUGACCCAGAGGAACAGGACGGCCAUCAACCUGACUAUCCAGACCCUGAGUCUCCGGAACGACCUCUCACACCUCUCUCGUUUCUUCGAGAUCACAAUGGCCACGCCCUGUCGGAUUCGGAAUCCGACUCUGGCCAAUCCGACAACCUUUUGGACUUUCAAAUGCUCCGUCAAGCCCUAGAAGCCAUGGACAACCUGCUCGACCAGGAGAUCGAAGAGGAGGAUACCAAUGCUUUGGACAUAGACGACAACGUGAAGCCCGUUGAAGCAGAUGUUUCCAACGGCUGGUACCCAUUCACCAACAAAGAGGUUAGGCCGAAGCAAGACCAGGGCGCGGUUCCGGCGUGUCUGGAACGUUUGGCAUCGGAUGCAGAUUUGGAACAACUCCAUAGUGUCACUUUGCCCUCUCGCCAAAAGAUUGAGCCCCAGGACUUCGUCGCCGUGAAAGGCGAAGGCCUCAUAGGGCAGGUCGUUUCGUUGUGGAAACCCGCGGGGGAAUCAUCCUCCAAGGUGAUUCUCAUUCUUGCCAAAUGCAACAAGGGCCGCAUUGUCCCGUUUUACGGAAUGCGAGAGUUUAUCGUUUCGGAGGUCACGUUCCCGUGUGACAUCAAGCUCUUUGACCCUCGAAUUGACAUCUUUGUUCCGAAGAACGUCGUUUCCCUCAUUAACAUGCAGCACAACUGCCAUGAUUGUCAUUGCACUGUUACCUCGACCCUCUCGAAAAAGAUUGAAAGGCGAGCAACCCGGAUUUCGGUGCCCACAAUGAAACACGAGGCGCAUCAAUCUUACAUCCUUAAUUCAGCGUCACAUUACUCUGCCGAACUACAUCAAAAAUUAGGGGACCUGCAAGUUAAUGCCAUCUCGCCUGCGCAAUGGAACCAAUCGAUUGCAACCGGCCUGGCGAAGUGGAAAGCCACUCCCCGUCCGGUUCGAAAGAAAAGGAAACAGUCACCAGGUGCCGAUUCUCCAACCUAA